This is a messenger RNA of Notolabrus celidotus (New Zealand spotty), 1606 nucleotides long. RefSeq names its product pleckstrin homology domain-containing family N member 1. Bases 16 to 1344 code for a protein of 442 amino acids. The record is from RefSeq and is a predicted model, not a curated record. The transcript has 12 exons. Lineage: Eukaryota; Metazoa; Chordata; Actinopteri; Labriformes; Labridae.
UCAUCAGAGAGCCUGAUGUUUCCACAUGAGGAGCGCAGCACACACACAUGCAGCAGGGAUGACUGUCUGGGCAGAUGGUGCUCAGUGUGUGAACUAGAAGCUGAGACAAGGCUGAGGGGGACUGAGACUGUGUCCAUCAUGGGAUGUUGCAGUGUCACUCAGAGGCAUACUGGAGUGGACGAGGUGGGCCCGGAUGAGAUCGAGCUCCUGGAACUCUCUGGAGACAACUUAGGGGUGUGGAGUCUGGGAGAGACGCGGCUGCAGCUGUCAGUAAGAACCAGCAGAGAUGAGCAGCAUCUACCACCACCUCCACCUCCACCAACACGCCCACCACCGCGCUACCCCUCAACAAGGCAUCUGGAACAAGAGGUGGUGCUGUGGGGUAGGACCAGAGAAGACUUACACCACAGGAUUUACUCCCAGCAGCCAAUCAGGGACUGGGAGGGCCAACAUCCACACAUGUAUGGAGAGAUCAUCCACUCCUCUCUGGUAUCUGUCUUCAGCAGCUCCACUCAGGAAACCAGCGAACGCUUCCUGGUGUUGUUCUCGUUCCACCUGCUGAUCCUCUCACUGGAUCACUCAAGACAAGACUUCAUGUAUGAGGGCAUCCUUCCCCUCUCUGGACUUUCCCUACAACCCGUCUCCCUGGACUCUGACACACCACAUUCACCACACAUGUUUGAGAUCAGCAGUCCCAUGGUGGACUCUAAAGUCUUCAUAUGUUCUGGGGCUGUAGACUUACAGAAGUGGAUGCAACAUAUAGAGGAGAGAAAAUACAAGUCGAUGAUGCAGUCCAUGAGCCCCUCCCACUGUGCACUCUCAUAUCUGUUACCCUGUGACGAGCACUGGAAGAGAGACGAGCUGAAGAACUACUUACUACAGGCUCCCAUAUGGCAGUGGGAGGGUUCACCCAUACAGCACAUGGGUCAGCCAGGAUGUAUGUCUUUGGUUCAUAUCAUCAACACAAAGAGACAGGGACUCCAAGAAAGACUGAUGGUCCUCUUCCCUCAAGAAGUGCUGCUGCUGUCAGUGGACAACAAGCGACUGAACAUUAGAUAUGAGGGCAGGUUACCUCGUCACAGCAUCAAAGCUGUGGAGAGGUCAGCUCUGCCUGGACGGCUGGAGUUUGAGCUGAUAGGUGAGCUGGUGGAGCCUCUGCUUGUCUCAUGCACCUGUCAAGAGGAUUACUGGAACUGGAUCUUUCAGUUACAACAGCCUGACAGAGGCAGCCACAUUACUGUGAGUCCUCCUGCACCUCCCAUCAAGCCGAAGCUGCAGAGGAGCAGGAAGGAGUCACAGGAGCCAAUCAUCAAAGACCUAUGUCACAUCAACGGACGCAGCUGACUCCUCACAUUCACAGAGGCUUGGAAAGUUCAUGUAAAUACUAAGGUGUAGAUAGCGUGUAAAUAUUGGUUUAUGACUAGUUUUGCAGCAUUGAAGACUUUCUGAAACAUGCUGACUCUGGUUUUAUACAUUACGGUGACAUCAUCCCUCUGAGGGACAGAGAGAUACUCUCGCCUCUCGUACGUGGGGACAGACAGAAACAGGACGUAUGAACACAUGUAGAUGUAGACUGUAGAGCUGUUAAUAAAACUGAGAAACAGAA